Messenger RNA from Punica granatum (pomegranate), 6251 nucleotides. Lineage: Eukaryota; Viridiplantae; Streptophyta; Magnoliopsida; Myrtales; Lythraceae. The record is from RefSeq and is a predicted model, not a curated record.
UUGCCUCUUUUUCUCUCUCUUUCUCUUCUUCUCUGUCGAGGCUUUGCUUUUGUCCCUUAUCGGCUCACAUUCUGACUUUCUUGCUCCAUAGAUUUCCUCUCUGUUCAGCGUCGGAAGAGAGAGAAAACACCCCCCCGGAGGCGAACCCUUCUGCCUCCUUCCCCAUUAUAACAUUAUUGUUAAGCGAAACAGGAGUUAACCUCGCCGGAGCUCCGGUGGCCUUCCCCCCUCUCUCUGAAUCAGUCGUGGCUCGCCGGGAUCUGGGUCGCUAACCCUAGGGAUUGGCAGCUGCUGUGAUAGCUCCAGGGUACUCGCCGCCGCCGGGGCACAGUUUUUAUACGCCGCCGCCCCUGUGGGUUUCGCUGUUCCGUGCCUCAAUUCUGUGGCUGUGUGCCGUGGGAAUACCCAUUUCCUUGUGCUAGCGGGUCCUGCUUUGGCAGCUGCUCCAGGUGCGGAGCAGCGGGGCGAUUGAGGUUGGUAGCCGGAGAUUGAGGCCUUGAGAGCUGCGUUUGUUGGUGUGGAUUGGAUUCGGGCCUGUGGAUGCCCAUGCGUUAGGGUUUGGGACUAUUCUUAUGCCGCCAGAACCAUUGCCCUGGGAUCGGAAGGACUUCUUCAAGGAGAGGAAGCACGAGAGGUCGGAGUCCCUGGGGACUGCCCCCAGAUGGAGGGAGUCCUCCUCUUCUCACCAUGGAGGCUCCCGUAGCUUCCCCCGUUGGGGAUCUGCCGACUUUCGCAGACCUCCAGGUCAUGGUAAGCAGGGCGGCUGGCACCUGUUUCCCGACGAAUCUGGUCAUGCUUAUAUGCCUUCUCGGUCUGCUGACAAGUUUUCGGAGGAUGAUGGUGGGCGAAGGUCAGUUUUCCGCGGAGACGGGAAAUACAGCCGAAGCUACCGGGACAACAGAGUAUCUUUUGCUCAGAGAGACUGGAAGUCAGGACAUUCGUGGGAAACCAGCAAUGGAUCUUUACACACACCUUCUAGGCCAAAUGACAUGAGUAGCAACAACCCGAGGUCAGUUGAUGUGGUUACAUACACACCUCCUCAUUCUGACCCUGGGAAUGCGUGGGAUUCUCGACAGCUUCACUUGAAAGACCAGCAUGAGAAGGUGAAUGGUGUCGACGGUUUGAACACAGGGCAAAAAUGCGAUGGGGAGAACCCACUGGGAUGUUUGGAGUGGAAACCUCUGAAAUGGUCUCGCUCUGGGAGCUUGUCCUCUCGGGGUUCUGGGCUCAGCCAUUCUAGUAGUUCAAAAAGCAUGGGUGGAGUUGAUUCUAAUGAGGCAAAAGUUGGAUCGGUGUCGGUAAAUGUAAUUAAUUCAGUGCAGUCUCCAUCAGGGGAUGCAGCUGUCUGUGCAAAUUCAACUGCGCCAUCUGAGGAGAUGACUUCAAGGAAGAAGCCGCGCCUAGGAUGGGGUGAGGGACUAGCUAAGUAUGAGAAAAAGAAAGUUGAGGGUCCAGAUGAAGUUGCAUCAAGGAACGGUCUAGAGGUUUGUCAUUCUCUUGGCGUAAAUGUAGCUGAUAAAAGCCCUAGAGUCGUCGGAUUUUCAGAUUGUGCUUCUCCAGCGACUCCAUCUUCUGUUGCUUGCAGUUCUUCUCCAGGUGUGGAGGAGAAAUCAUUUGUAAAGAAUAUUAAUGUAGAUAAUGAGGUCAAUAAUUUAUGCGAGUCACCUGGUCCAGCAUCCCAGAAUCGACAAGAGGGGGUUGUUUUUAAUUUAGAGAAGUUGGAUAUGAGCUCAGUUCAUACUUUGGGCCAUUCGCUUGCCGAGUUCCUUCAAUCUGAUGAUGCAAGCUCUGUAGAUUAUAGUUUUGUGAGGUCUACUGCGAUUAAUAAGUUGAUCCUGUUGAAAGAUGAUGCCUUGAAGGCAUUGGAGGUCACUGAGAUGGAGAUUGAUAAGCUCGAAAAUGAGCUGAAGUUGCUUACUUCUGACUCCCGGAACAACUGUCUGUGCACUGCUUCGUCUAGUUCUCCAUCAGCUGAGGGCAAAGCCGGAACCCUGGAAGACAAGUAUGAUGCAUCAAACUUGAUAACUCGACCUGCUCCUCUGCAGAUUGUCUCUGCAGGGGAUGUAGAUAGAGGAGGGCUGCCUCCUUGUAAUGGAGACUUGGAGGAAAGACAUGCUAAUAUCAAAGACGAGGAUGUUGAUAGCCCUGGAACUGUUACUUCUAAAUUUGUUGAACCAACUGCUCAUGCGACUGUUCCUGCAUCAUCUAAUGUGUUUAGUCAAAGCAAGUGUUCAGAGGAUCUUAAUGCUAUGCAAUCCACAGGAAAUGAGAGAGAUCAAUCUGUGUUUGAUUCCCUCAUAGCUAGGACAGGUGUGGAUAAUAGCACGGUGGUGGACGGCAUGAAAGAUAACUCAGUCAAUGAUGUUAGUGCACUCAGUUCAGAGAAUAUGUUAUGCCAGUCUAUACUGACUGCAAACAAAGAAGCUGCCAGUAAGGCAUCCGAGGCACUUCUCAUGUUGUUGCCAAGAAAUGAAGCAAAGGUUAUUUUAGGAGGUGCUGAUGUGACAUGUGACCCAAGUGACUCUUCAAUCAAAGAAAAAUUUGCAAUGAGGAAGCGUCUGUCGAUGUUCAAGGAAAGGGCGAUAACACUUAAAUUUAAGGCAUUGCAUCACCUCUGGAAGGAAGAUAUGCGCUUGCCAUCUUUGAGGAAAUCUCGAGUGAAGUCUCAAAAGAAGUUUGAAUCCAGCCUCCGCAUAAUACUUAAUGGAUAUCAAAAGCAUCGGUCGUCGAUCCGUUCACAUUUCUCUUCCCCAGUAGGGAAUCUGAGCCUUGUUCCCACCAAAGAGGUAGUUAGCUAUGCAAGUAAGCUACUUUCAGAUCCUCAGGCGGUGUGCUAUAGGAGCAAUCUGAAGAUGCCUGCUAUGAUCUUGGAUGAGAGAGAGAAAACUGCAUCGAGUUUCAUAUCCAAUAAUGGCUUGGUUGAAGACCCUUGUGCUUUUGAGAAGGAAAGAGCAGUGAUCAACCCUUGGACACCAGAAGAGCGAGAGAUAUUUCUGGACAAAUUGGCCGCUUUUGGGAAGGACUUCAGAAAGAUUGCUUCUUUCCUUGAUCACAAGACAACUGCUGAUUGUGUUCAGUUCUACUACAAGAAUCGCAAGUCUGACUGUUUUGAGAGAACUAAGAAGAAGCUGGAGUUUGGAAAGCAGGGGAAGUCGUUCUCUAACAAUACCUAUUUGGUUACUUCUGCAAAGAAAUGGAACCGUGAGAUGAACACAGUCUCCCUCGAUGUGCUUGGAGAUGCUUCAUUGCUUGCAGCCCAAUCAGAAGGCAAGAUACUGGAGCCAAAGAUGUUCUCUGGAAUGUUCUCUUUGGGUGGCUGCAGUAACUCACGACUGUCAGAGGGUGACUGUGGUGUGUUAGAGCGGACAAGCAGUUUGGAUACGCUUGGAAGUGACAGAGAGGCAGUUGCUGCUGAUGUCUUGGCUGGAAUAUGUGGAUCCUUCUCAUCAGAGGCAAUGAGUUCAUGCAUCACAAGUUCACAUGACCCUGGAGAGCUGAAGAACCAGAAAGCAGAUGCUGUGACGAAACGUCCCUUGCCAUCUGAUGUUAUGGAGAAUCUAGAAGAUGAGACAUGUUCGGGUGAAAGUUGUGGAGAAAUGGAGCCCUCUGAUUGGACGGAUGAGGAGAAGGCUGCUCUGGUUCAGGCAGUAUCAUCUUAUGGGAAGGACUUUGCAAUGAUCUCGAGAUGUGUGAGGACAAGAUCCGUGGAUCAGUGUAAGGUCUUCUUCAGUAAAGCGAGGAAGUGCCUUGGACUGGAUGUGAUGCAUCCACAAGCUGGACCCACUUGUUCUCCUCCAACUGAUGAUGAUAAUGGCGGGGUGGACAGUGAUGUAGAUGACACAUGUGCUUUGGGAAAUCGUUCUGCUGUCUGCAGUGACAAAGCUGGCUCGAAGAUGGAGGAGCUGCCUUUAUCUGUUAUGACGAGAGCAGAGGAUGAUGUCUCUGAUCCCCUCACAACCCUGGACUUGCAGAAUGAGGCGAACCGUUCCGAGAAUGUUAGGAUGGAUGUUGAAGAAGAGGUGAAAGGCGUGGAAGGAUCUUUUUGCGAUACUUCAAAGUAUGGGCCUAUGUUAGUGGAGGCACAUGUUUAUCAUGUAUCUGAGCAAGCAGGUCCUGAGGAAAGUGCAGCUCCCGUAACUGGUGCAGAGGUUGGCAGUUCAACUGGCUUGGGCACUCCUUCAGAACCGAAAUCUGUUCAAGAGGAUUCCCAUCCUUCGUCAUCUUCCUCGCCAUCUGUUGUUGAGGAACCAUUACUGGCAAAGAAGGGUGAAAAUAACAGAAACGAUGGAAGUGGUACGCAGUGCGUAGUCCAAGUUCGAGAUGCUGGGGUGGAUACUUCAAAUCCGGAUGUGGGGAUGGGUGGUGUCUUGGGUUUUAACCUGAACUCUGACUCCAAGGGUAGCAUGUUAGAUUCUGUUGAAACCCCUUCCUUUAAACCAUUGCCCCAAGAGAAAGCUGCUACUACCUGUCAGUCUGAGCACAGGAGUACCCUGGACAGGGUUUCUUCUGGAGGAUUUGAUUUAUCGGUGAGUGCAGAGAAGCUGGGGUUUGCCGGUAUAGGACAUUCUCUGAAUGGCAUGGAAUCUUCCCAGAUUCUCCGAGGCUACCCAAUACAGGUUCCAACCGAGGAGAUGAACAGAGAUAGUUCCCAUUGUCCUGAAUUCUUGGACAGUCAGUCUCUGCCCAAGUCUGACAGCAGUUUCACUGCUCAGUGCAUGCCAUCUCUGCAGGAUUGCUUUCUUCGGAAGUGCAGCACUGCAAAUUCUCACUCCUCUGUCUCUGAGCAUCCACUCGGGAAACAAAGCUCCAAUCAGAGGAGUAGUCUUCCCAAUUCCCAUGUACAGAGUUCAACUGAGACGGACAAACCAAGUGGAACCGGAGAUUUCAAGCUCUUCGGUCAGAUACUCAGUAACCCACCACCUCAGCAGAAGCCCAAUUCAAACAACCAUGAGAGUGAUGAAAAGGGCCCACUCCAGACCAAGUUUACCGUCUCGUCAUCAAGCUCAACGCCUACCAGCAGUCUAAAUGGGGAUGGAAGCUCGACAAUGCUGAAGUAUGAUCGAAAUGGUUAUAUGGGCCUCAGUAACAUUCCGUUGAGGAGUUAUGGGUUCUGGGACGGGAGUAAGAUACAGACAGGAUUCUCAACCUUGCCCGACUCUUCUCUGUUAUUGGCCAAGUACCCUGCUGCCUUCAGCAACUAUCCUGUGUCUGCAUCUAAGGUGGACCCACAGCCUUUGCACGCAGCUGUUAGCAAGACCAGUGACUUGAACGGUUUCACAGCGAAAGAGCUCUCCAACGGCAACGGGGCCAUGGACUAUCAGGUGUUUCGUGCUCGAGAUAGUGCCAGCAAGGUACAGCCUUUCACUCUGGAGAUGAAGCAAAGGCAGGAUAAUACUUACCCUGACCUUCCGAGAUGCAAUGGGUUUGAGGCGAUCUCGGGCAUUCAGCAGCCCGCUGUGGGGAUGAUUGCAAUGAAUGUAGUUGGGAGAGGUGUUCUGGUGGGCGGGCCCUGCAAUGGAGUAUCGGACCCCGUGACUGCCAUUAAGAUGCACUACGCCCAGUCGGAGCAGCUGGGCGGUGGCGCUGGCGGUGUUGGGACUGGGAACAUCACCAGGGAGGACGAAUUGUGGAGAGGUAAGGGAGACGUAGGGAGAUAGUGUAUGCAAUCUUGGGGGAGGAGGGCCCUUGAAGGCCCGCCCCCAGACCGAGCGGCAAAAUAGCUUCAUUUGCUGCCAUCUGUAUGAUAGCCGCCCUCUGUACCCGCUGGGAUCGAGAAUGAUAAUAGUUUUUUUCCUUGGUCUUUCUCUAUCUUUUUUGUUUUGUUGGUCUUUUUUUCUUUUUUUCCUUCUUCUGAUCGAAGGAAAAAUUUGUAGCUGGGGGGUUAUUAGAUGGGUGGACGGGGUUGUCGAAAAUGUCCCGUCUUUUUUGGUUUUUAAGAAGGGAAAAGGAAAGGGAAGGGAUCAUUCUGUAGUAGUAAUAGUGGUAAUAGGUUGUUAUGUUGGGGUUGUAGUAUUAUUGUAGCCAAGGCCUUGUAUUUGUUUUUUUUUUUUUUUUGGUAGUUGAUCAUGCUGAUGAUAAUGGUGGGGAUUUAUACAGAUGAAAAAUAAUCUCUGGUGACAUUCCAAUGGGGGAAAUUUGCUCAGUCAAUGCCUUUUGAUUUUCCCAUUCAAUAUCUGUUCUGUUGGUUCCGUCCUUGUCCCUCAAAGAAAUGCACUGAGCAAUGCAAUACCGCCCUCCUUUGUGGUGAUUAA